Messenger RNA from Purpureocillium lilacinum, 330 nucleotides. Lineage: Eukaryota; Fungi; Ascomycota; Sordariomycetes; Hypocreales; Ophiocordycipitaceae. The record is from RefSeq and is a predicted model, not a curated record.
AUGGCUCCAGCUGCGCUGGGCCAUUUACACGGCUACAUCUAUAUAUCCCCAGCUGCUUUCCCGACAGCUGGGGGGGAGUGGGACAGAGCAGAAGUCUGGAAGGCGUCCAACGGAACGUGCACGGCUCAACACGGCAGCACCGUUCAGAGGCAUCGAUUGCAGGGAGACCAUGCGAAUGAGCCUGGCGGAGAGCCGGCGGCACCGGGGUGGAGGCGUGGGGGAGCCUUGAUGGAGAAGCUAAACAACGCCGUUUACCUUCAGAGCAUGGUCCUAGCGUUCGUCUCGAGGAUGCGCAUGGGUGCAGACAACUGCGCCUGCUUGUGGAAAUGA